Molecule: messenger RNA, 684 nt
Organism: Striga hermonthica
Lineage: Eukaryota; Viridiplantae; Streptophyta; Magnoliopsida; Lamiales; Orobanchaceae
Source: the annotation of a GenBank genome assembly
AUGGGCCCAGCAGAAAAGAAGGCCAUCUCCAUUUGUCAAGCGCUUCGAGCUCCGCCAUUACUGCAGCUCAAUUCCACGACUGAAGUUCCAUCUCACCAUCCCCGGGAAAAAAACUAUCCGAAGGUUUGCAACAGAAUGCCGGAGGCAAGAGACCGAUUAUCGAGGAGGUAUUUGAGCAGGGGGAAUGUUGUGAGGGUAAAUUCGAUAGCUUUUGUUCUUGAAGACGAGGGCGAUGAAAGGCAUGCUGCUGGAACUCCCUUUCGGUGGAGAGGCACGGCAAUGGUGGGCAUACCUGGGGCUGGGGUGGCUUUUGGGAGAGGCAGUGUUGGAAAUUCAAGAGGUGGUCGUGUUUGGUAUUUGGGUCGAUCGUCUGCACGUAAAACGGGGCUAAAAAAUUUGUCCCUUUCGGUGGGGCGUGGCCGUGGCCGAGCUCUUGGAAGUACUGUUUUGCCCCAUUGCAUCCACAUCAGUUUUCGAGUUGGUGAAGUCCCAAAGAUGCUGCUCGAUAUUGCCACUAACCAGAAGGAUGGGGAUUCCUGCAAGACGCCUCAGAAGAAGCUUCUAGAAAACAUCGACACGGUUGAGAAAGUGGUGAUGGAGGAGCUCCGUAAGCUGAAGAGGACCCCAUCUGCUAAGAAAGCUGAGAAGGAAAAACGGGUGAGGACUUUGAUGUCUAUGCGCUAA